AUGUCAGCAUACGGAGCUAUCGCUACUCCUACCCCCAAGGAGCGCGUCACGGCGCGCUCUUACUCGAUGCCCAACGGGCUGUGUGUGACGACGCACCCGGUGUACGGGUCGGAGACGGACCCCGCGGUCAUCGACUACUUCUGGCGCGUGUUCAACGAAGAGCUGGCCGAGGGAAAGACGUACCCGCAAGAGGGGCCGCUCACGCACGAUGAGUUUGUCAACUACUUCUUCAACUCGGUAACGAUUGUCGGAGUCCUCCACGACGCCGACGUGGACGCCGCCAAGUUUGCGACAGUAAAGGAUGCCAUGGGCGGGCGGAGCAUCGAGGAAGCCAUCGCGGGUUGCUACUACAUCAAGCCAAACUACCCUGGGCGCGCAAGCCAUAACUGCAACGCGGGUUUCGUCGUCCCGCCCGUCCAGCGAGGGAAGAAGAUUGGCGGCGCGCUUGCUGAGAGCUUCCUCUACUACGCCCCCGCUCUUGGGUACCGCGCCUCCGUCUUCAACCUGGUUUAUGACAACAACGUCGCCUCGCUGCGGCUGUGGGACAAGUUGGGGUUCCAGCGCGUCGGCCUCAUACCCAAGGCCGGGCGGCUCAGGACCGGUCCCAACGGGACGGAGGAGUACGUCGACGCAGUGGUCGUCUACAAGAGCUUUGUGUGA
Molecule: messenger RNA, 660 nt
Organism: Cutaneotrichosporon cavernicola
Lineage: Eukaryota; Fungi; Basidiomycota; Tremellomycetes; Trichosporonales; Trichosporonaceae
Exons: 5
Coding region: 1-660 (219 amino acids)
Cellular component (GO): nucleus
Molecular function (GO): acyltransferase activity, transferring groups other than amino-acyl groups
Source: RefSeq, a predicted model, not a curated record